AUGAAGACUCGUUCAACACUGUGCUCUGCAGCCGCCCUAACAGCAGUCAGCGCCCGCUUUGUCGAGGCAGCGGGAAGUAUCGCACAUUUGCCUCCACAGAACACGACAGCCUUGGGACCCGAGUCGAUACAUGUGGUCACGCCUAUGGUACCAGAGCAAACCUUGAUGUCGCUUUUGGCCUCGACUACGACUAAUACUCAGAACACAACUUCAGUUAUCAGUUCGGCCACGCAGAGCUCUACAACAGAUAGCCCUGCGCAAGCAUAUCGUCAUCAUAAUGAAAGUAAUGGUGUGGAGACUGGUUCGCCGGCUGUGUCUAAAGCCAUCGAGGUUUUCUUGUGGACUUUCUCGGCCCUACCAGCACUGACAUUGUUGAUCAACGGCCGCCUCGAAGGCCUGAUUAUCCUUCUCCUCCUCUCUGUCUCCACAGCGAGCGCAUCGAGCAUAUCACGGCCUACCUUCACAGUGACGGAGUACGCCACCAUUACGGUGACCACGACAGACACCCCGACGACGACCACACCUUCGCCGUUGACCACACCACCGCCACCACCACCAACGGCAGUACACGCCACGUUCGACGAGAAAAAGGUAUGCUACCAGAACGUCAACGGCCUGCUGUUCCCAACACCCUGUAUAACCUACGAUGUUAUGAUAACCGUCCACGGCCCAGCACAGCCCGGAAGCCCUCCAGGACCAGUAUGCUGGAGCGAUGGGACAGAAUUGCCUUGCAACUACGUGCACUCAGGAGCUAAGGAGAACCGACAAGUCUCUUCGGCAGCUAUUCAAGUCAUCCUGGCCACUGCCUUGACCGUCUGGCUAGGCCGUCGCGCCUUGGGCUUGAUGGUACUCGUACUCAUGGCCAUGAUCAACGGGGAAGCCUCAACCGUCCCCUCGCCAUCCGCCAUAUCGACGGUAAUGGAAUCCGCGACCGUCACCGUCACUGUCACAGGCAUCGCUAUUCCAGCGACAGACAUCACUGUCUUGACGACACCUCCACCCACCACAGCACUGCCGGCGUUCGACGAGAAAGACGUGGUGUGCUACCAAACCGUCAACGGUCUAGCCUACCAGACUCCAUGCCAGACUUUCAACGUUUGGACUGCUGUCGAAGCUCCUGGCCAGUCGGGGCCGGUGUGUCAGGAGGGUGGGACGGUGCUGCCUUGUGUUGAUACUGGGAUGUUGCAUUCCCGAGCACGGAACGAGAGGAUUAUCCCAAGUGUCUUGGGUCUGCUUGCCAUGGUGGGUGGAGUGGUACUGGUACUUGGGCCGCGUGGGGUGUGGAUCCUGCCAUUUGCACUCCUGCUUAUGGGUCUGCUUGGACUCGCUGAUGCGACUACCUCCCUUAGCGAGCCGACAAUUACGGGCACGGGCACGGGCACGAGCACGGCCCUAGUACCCUACGCAAACACCGUCCCAGAUCUACCGAUCUUCACGACAGCAAUCCCUAAUGCCACUACUACCGAUGAGAAGGCGCCGGGCUGCUACUACAGCUCCGCUGGUCUGCUGCUCCCAUCGCCAUGUCCGGCUGGUAUACCUGCACCGCAGCCUCCCUUGGGCCCAGGCCAGUGCAUGCGGAAUGGACUAGUCUAUGACUGCACGGAGACAUACAUGACUCCUUCCGGUGCACCGAGCAAUCAGUUGGUAGGGGCAUCUGGGGCGCUGCUCGGCAUCUCGCUGUUGGUCGCGCACCAAGAUGUCUUGUCUAUCGAGAUGCUCAUCGGACUGUGGAUAUCCGGCAUGGGUGGCUUCGGCGUAGCUGCACAGGUGAUGUCGCAAGAGCACGUUGAAACCCCCAUGACGACAGUCGUACCUACAGCUACCAAGGCUGACAGGAUAGCUGGCCCGGUUGUGCUUGCUAACGCUUGCCCGACUAUGUACGGCAUGCAAGCUUGUCCCUUACCAGCGCCUUCUGAGCCUGUGGUGAGAUCUGCAGCAAGCAGAUUCUCGGGAUCCAUCAUAUUCCAAACAGUCUCGCAAGUUGCGGCACACGCUCUCGAGAGUGAAGCUAUGUAUCUCCUGAUCCUCGCAGCAUACGCCAUACCAACACGACGAGCAUUGGCACCCCAUCUUCUCGCCACCAGAGCCACAAUAGCUCGAGCGCAAUCGCUAUCCCAGGCGCGGCAUCUGCCAGGCCUCACAUCAAUCCCUCUUCCAGAGCUGGCAGUCAACACCUCGACAAUUGCCAGCGUCACAGUGACGGAAACCUCCUUUAUCAAGUGGACGGGUGCGCAGUUCACUCCGACAGUGACUCAUUUCAUUGCUGUUUGCACGCCUUACUGCGCUUCUGUCAAUGAUAACGGGCAGUGUCAGCAGGUUGAGGGUUUAUCCUUGGUGGGCUGGUCCUGGGCAGAAGGCAAUCAUAACAUCUUGGACACGACCGUGCAUGUGGAGGAGAGAUUCGAGCAUUACGCCAACGCUGCAUACAACGGCGACUUCUCGCAAUAA
Recurvomyces mirabilis is the source of this 2448-nucleotide messenger RNA. RefSeq lists its product as uncharacterized. The record is from RefSeq and is a predicted model, not a curated record. Lineage: Eukaryota; Fungi; Ascomycota; Dothideomycetes; Mycosphaerellales; Teratosphaeriaceae. The transcript is spliced from 2 exons. Bases 1 to 2448 code for a protein of 815 amino acids.